AAUGCUUUUUUGAAAAAAUUUGCAAGCUUUUUUUGUAGUGGUUUUAUUGCACAUGGUUUUUUGAAAAAUUUGAGGCAAGUAUUUAAAUAUUUGUUUGAUAAAUGGUCUUAUUCAUCAGGUUGAGUACCGCUGAGUCACUUGAUCGUAGAUUUGUAAUUGUGAGCAGCAAAAGCAGUUUGUCUGAAAAAGUCGACUGUCAACAUGUGAAAAAUGCCGUCGAAGUGCUAUGAAUUCAAAAAUCUUGGUUUACGAACUAAUUUCGAGACGUCGAAGUACUCGAAAGCUAAAAACAUCCGAGACCGCAAGUUCGAAAACCGUGUCAGAGAAUAUAUAAAGGAGAACAAACACAAAACAUUCCUCGAUUCAGACACGCUGGUUGAUUCACUACGACGUAAAUAUCCGGAGUAUAUGAGAAGGCAAAGAACAGCGAUCAAGAAUUUAGCAGGACAAGUUAUUGCGAAGCUAACCGAAGAAACGUUCGAAUCUGAUGCUGAGAAAGAUAUGGCAGAAGAACCGGUCGGUAGUGAAAACGAAGACAGUCGUUCUAAUUUGAGCAACAUAUCUAGUGACGAUGAAUUAUCUGCGACGAAUAAUGUAACUGCAAGUAUAAAUAAUACUUUGACAGAUUUGUAUAAAACAUCCAGCUCAACUCCCGGCGCACCUCAAAACGAAGAAUUCAUUAAUAUAAGCAGUGAUGAAAACAUAGAGGAAGAAGAAUCGAGUUCCAGUAGCUGUUCAACCAUUACUAUUGACGGUGAUCAGGGGAAUAAUUCUGAAAAGAGUGUACCUGCGUCAUCUAUGAAGAAAAGAAAAUUGUUAGAAACGCCCGAAACUCCGAAUACCGAAAAAGCAUCUACUAAUGGCAGCGUGAAAUCCGAACGUAAAAGAUUCAAAGGUACGCCAAAUUCUCGUCAGAGAAUUAAAAAGCCUGAUCCAGAAGCUUCGAAACAGAAAAAACAAUUCUCGCUCGAUGAAACUAUACCCGUUAAUAAUAUACCCGGCGUGUCUUUCGCGGAUGUAGCUGGUUAUCAACAUGUGAUCUCGGAAAUCGUUCAAUUAGUCGUGCACAUUUAUCAUCCUGAAGUAUACGAUAAGGUUGGAAUCGACCCGCCGCGAGGUUUUCUAUUACAUGGUCCGCCCGGGUGUGGUAAAACGUUGUUAGCUCAUGCAGUGGCUGGUGAACUGAAAAUGCCUUUGCUGGAUGUCGCAGCCCCCGAACUUGUGGCCGGUGUUUCUGGUAUAUCAGAGCAAAGAAUCAGAAAAUUAUUUGAAAAUGCUGUGAAAUCAUCACCGUGUGUAUUAUUUAUCGAUGAAAUAGAUUGUAUCACUCAAAACAGAGAUAUAGCGAAUAGAGAUAUGGAGAGGCGGAUCGUUUCACAACUGCUUUCUUCUAUUGACAAACUUAAUAGAGAUCCGAAAGGUGCUCAAGUGUUACUGAUAGGAGCCACUAAUAGACCAGAUAGUUUAGACCCAGCUUUAAGAAGAGCUGGCAGAUUUGACCGCGAAGUAUGCAUGGGUAUUCCUAACAAAGAAUCUAGGCAUCACAUUCUUCGAUUUCUGUGUUCUAAAUUACGAUUAGCUGAAGAUAUAUGCCUUAGAGAAGUCGCUAGUCAUACGCCUGGUUAUGUCGGAGCCGAUUUACUAGCGUUAAUUAGAGAAAGCGCCUUAUCCGCAGUCCAUAGAAUUAUGGAAAAUGUUCCGAAACCCAACGUAGAAGAUAGCUGUUCUCCGAAACGUAACGUAGAUGAUAGCUGUUCUGAUAUUAAAGACAUUCCUAAUAAUGAAAGUACUCCUUUAAGUUCCCGUAAAACAGAUGAUGUUUCCAGUUCAAUUAAGUCAUCUUUAUUAUGGAUAAGAAAUAAGUUACCAAUUAGCGAAGAGUAUCUGAAGAAUCUCUGUAUCACAAAAGAAGAUAUAACUUUAUCUUUGAAACGAGUGCAACCAUCAUCCAAACGAGAAGGUUUUGCUACAGUUCCUGAUGUGACAUGGGAUGACGUGGGAUCUUUGAAAGAUGUCCGAGAAGACUUGCAACUCGCCAUUCUAGCUCCUGUCAAGUAUCAAAAACAUUUCGAUGCUUUGGGUUUACCUCUUUCGAUGGGUGUAUUGUUAUGUGGACCUCCAGGAUGCGGUAAAACGUUACUUGCCAAAGCAGUUGCGAAUGAAGCAGGAAUAAAUUUCAUAUCAGUAAAGGGACCCGAAUUAUUAAAUAUGUAUGUUGGUGGUAGUGAGAAAGCAGUCAGAGAAUGUUUUCAACGAGCGAAAAACUCGCAGCCGUGUGUUAUAUUUUUUGACGAAUUAGAUGCUUUGUGUCCGAAGAGAUCAGAUCAUUCCGAUAAUAGUGCCGGUAUGAGAGUUGUAAAUCAGCUGUUGACUGAAAUGGAUGGAGUCGAAGGAAGAACUGGUGUAUUCCUUAUGGCUGCUACCAAUCGACCCGAUAUCAUAGAUCCGGCUGUUUUGAGACCGGGUCGUUUAGAUAAAAUAUUGUAUGUUGGAUUUCCUAACGAGAAUGAUAGACAUGAUAUUUUGCUGGCGUUGACUAAAAACAGAACCAAACCUCCUUUACAUGAUGACGUAGAUUUGAUGGAAAUAGCCAAAAACCCAUUGUGCGAAGGUUUCACCGGAGCUGAUCUAGCCGCGUUGGUCCGCGAUGCUAGUGUUAGAGCUUUGAGCGAAUUAAUUACUUCGGGUAUAAACGAUACCGACAUCGUGAAAGUAUUCGUAACGGCGAAACAUUUUGAGCAAGCUUUACACAACUUACGUCCAUCAGUAUCUGAGAAAGAUCGAGCACAUUACAACCAGUUAAGGUUAAAAUUCGCCACAUCCGCAUAUCAUCUUCAAAAGAAAGAAUGAUCAGGUGCAUUCUACGGUCAUGUUUUCCUCUGCUGACUGCAGCAUAUGAGACAAUUCCUGUUCUGAAAUCUAAGUCAACGUAUUUAUAAUUUUUUUAGAAAUAUUUUUUCUAUUUGUUUUGUGUGUUAUAUUAUAAGAUGUUCCAUGUUCUCACUGAAAGCUAAUUUUUUUCAUUGAAGAAUGAAUUUAGGUUCGAAUAGAGUUACCCACGGUUCACGCUUAUAA
Messenger RNA from Planococcus citri (citrus mealybug), 3075 nucleotides. RefSeq names its product nuclear valosin-containing protein-like smid (gene smid). The record is from RefSeq and is a predicted model, not a curated record. The transcript has 15 exons. Lineage: Eukaryota; Metazoa; Arthropoda; Insecta; Hemiptera; Pseudococcidae. Bases 211 to 2850 code for a protein of 879 amino acids. Gene Ontology annotation, cellular component: nucleus. Gene Ontology annotation, biological process: ribosome biogenesis. Gene Ontology annotation, molecular function: preribosome binding; ATP hydrolysis activity; ATP binding.